AGAAAGAAGAUACUCCUCAACUCAAAUAAAAAACUUCAAAAACCUAAGUGGGGAGUGAAAGUCAUCUGCUGUCAGCCCGUGUUCUGUGUGUGAGCUAGAACUUCCUGCAUUUGGCGUGUUUUACCACUGGGUGUGUAGGGCAGCCAAGGCAUGGCGAUCUCACUCUGGGAAAACCAGACAACUAUAGUGGAAUUUGUGCUUCGAGGAUUCUCUUCCGUCCGACAGCUGAAUAUUUUCCUCUUUAUGAUAUUUUUAGUUUUCUACAUGUUAACUGUUUCUGGAAACAUCCUCAUUGUCUUGCUAGUUUUGGUCAGCUAUCACCUCCACACCCCCAUGUACUUCUUCCUGGUGAAUUUGUCCUUUCUGGAGAUCUGGUAUACCUCCAACAUUGUUCCCAAGAUGUUGCUGAUCGUCAUAGCUGAACAGAAAACUAUCUCUGUAGCUGGCUGUCUGACACAAUUCUACUUCUUUGGAUCCCUGGCUGCAACAGAGUGCCUCUUGCUGGCUGUGAUGUCCUAUGACCGAUACCUGGCUAUCUGCCAACCUCUCCACUAUCCCAUCCUCAUGACUGGCCCCCUCUGCAUGAGGCUGGCUGCCAGCUCUUGGCUCUGCUGUUUCUUCCUCACAGCAAUCACUAUGGUCCUACUGUCUCAACUAACCUUCUGUGGACCCAAUGAAAUUGAUCACUUCUUUUGUGACUUCACCCCUCUGGUCCAUCUCUCCUGCAUGGACACCUCACUGACUGAGACCAUUGCCUAUGCCACCUCUUCUGCAGUGACUCUGGUCCCAUUUCUCCUCAUCAUGGCCUCCUACUCCUGCAUUCUUGUUGCUAUCCUAAGAAUUCCCUCUGGCACAGGUCGGCAAAAGGCCUUCUCCACCUGCUCCUCCCACCUCACGGUGGUCACGGUGUUUUAUGGGACACUGAUUGGCACAUACCUCAUGCCCUCAGCCAACUCUUCCCAACUCUUGCACAAAGGGUUCUCUCUGCUCUACACCAUCCUGACACCCAUGUUCAACCCCAUCAUCUACAGCCUGAGAAACAAGGACAUCCACGAAGCCCUAAAGAAGUGCUUGAGUAAGAAGUCUGCUUUCCUCAGAUGAAGCAAAAAGGAAAAGAGCUGUGUCUGGCCAAGGGAUGGUGAAGUGGGUUGAAUAAUUUAGAAUUUGCAUAAAGACAACUGCCUAAACCAGGAACUACCAAAGCCAGAUGCCCAGAUGCCUCUGACUAUGGCUGUGGAGACUGCCGAGUUCUGACAGCCUCAGGUGAACUGGUGUCAUAGGAAUGGUCUAAGCAGGUCAGAUUCUGCUCCACUAUCUUCAGUAGACCUGGAUCCUUGUGUAAAAGUUCACCUUCAAAAUGAGUUGAUGAGGCUGGUCACUCACUCAUUGAAAUAUUCAUUGAGGGUCUAUUAUGUUCAAGGCACUAUGCUACAUAUAAGUGAUAAAAUUAACAAAAGCAGAGGCAGCCCCUGCUCUCACUGAACUCACAGUUUAUAAAGGGAAUACAAACAUUAAUCAAAUAACUAAACUACAUAUACAAAUGUAAAACCACAUUUGUGAU
Equus caballus (horse) is the source of this 1561-nucleotide messenger RNA. The record is from RefSeq and is a predicted model, not a curated record. Lineage: Eukaryota; Metazoa; Chordata; Mammalia; Perissodactyla; Equidae.